Cylicocyclus nassatus is the source of this 472-nucleotide messenger RNA. NCBI's taxonomy places the organism in Eukaryota, Metazoa, Nematoda, Chromadorea, Rhabditida, Strongylidae. The record is from the annotation of a GenBank genome assembly.
AGUCACCAUGGAUUGGGGCGCAGAUGAGAAGAAGCCUUUGGUAGCCGACAAUUCAACACAAACCCUUGACGCGAAAGAAGGAAAAGACGUGAAACAUCGUGUAGUUAUUUGCUGGCACUACUCUAAGACGAAUGAGCCUCAUCGCGUCUACGUCUGUGGCUCAUGGGAUGGUUGGGAUAGUCGUCUACGACUUCACAAAUCUGACGACAUAUUCUCCACUGUGCUCCAUCUCUCUCCAGGUUAUUACGAAUACAAAUUCUGCGUGGAUAACGAAUGGCUGACCAAUGAACAUCUUCCAUUUACUGAUGUCGGUUACUACAGCAGAAACAUCAUCACCGUAAAGGAAGAGGAAGGCGAUGCAGUAGAACAGACAAGAACAAUUUAGUGUAGAUUACUUUUUAUACGCCAUUGCUCAGAUUUAUUGCAAUGAUUGCUGAAUUUUAGGAAAUGGUCACGUAGAUCGAAUACCUUA